Molecule: messenger RNA, 3703 nt
Organism: Dermacentor silvarum
Lineage: Eukaryota; Metazoa; Arthropoda; Arachnida; Ixodida; Ixodidae
Exons: 6
Coding region: 194-706 (170 amino acids)
Source: RefSeq, a predicted model, not a curated record
AAUGGGCAACGCCUCUAGCGACGGCGUACAUUUGAAGUCAACCGUCAACAAAGGGUCGCUGAAUAUCCAUUUGGCUAUGUAACGUUACUUUACGAGUAAACUAUGACCUACAGGUCAUAAUCGCCGUUUACGCAACAGGUGUGCGGUGUGCUCGGAAAACGACACAGGUAUCUACGACACGCAAAGAACGAUCAUGCCGCUUCUGAGUCGCUGCUGGACGCCUUUUCUCCUGUACCACUGGACCAACCUCCGUUAUGGGAGUUUCUACGCUGCGAUGUACACAGCAGUGUACCAUGUUUUAUUCAUAUUCUAUGCCAUCUAUGCCGUCAGCGGGGGAAGAACUGACUAUUUCUUCAGCCCGUACUUCGAGCUUUCAAUGAAAGGAAUAUACGCUGCAGCCGGUUGUACCAUGGGAUUUGGGGUCGUCUUCCUUAUCUUCACGUUAAUGUUAGUCAUAGGCAUCAAACGUGAUAACCGUUGCCUCUUCUUCCCAUGGAUUAUAUCUGUUGUCAUCGAAAUCCUUCUCAUGAUCGCCGUAGGACUGUGGUACAUCGGCCGCUAUUACAGAAAUCUUUAUUCCGUACUGGCUGCAAUCAUCCUGUGGUGCAUUGACGGUGUCCAUGUCUACUGCUUCAUGUGCGUUAUCUCGCACUACCAGGUGGUCCGUGACCUCCAGGAGCCAAAGUUCCAGAUUUUGUACCCAUAGUUCCGCAUCGAGUUGUUCAGACUGCAGGCAAAACUGAGCAGACAAAUAUUUACACCAAUCACGCAUUCAGUUUCUACUCCUCCAUCAUUUUGGAGUGUGCAAAGAACAUGCUCAGGAAGCAUAUAGAUUAGAUGACAUCUGAAAUCCCCCAAGGCAGGCAUGUGCACAUAGCUCUACAGGUGACGACAAUAUGGUAGAACUCGAACCAACAGGAAGGACAAGCUAACAGCGAGAAAGUGGAGCAACCUUCUUGCGGAUGCUCCCUGCCAAGUACAGCCUUCGCUAGAAGAAACAGUCUCUGUGUACCCGACCUUGCAGCCAAUUCCGAAGUGUCCACUUGACCUCCUGUUGGCAUCUACACUGCUGAAAAGCCUUGGAGACGGAAGUGAGCCAUCAUUGCCCUCCACAGCUUCCUAUUGCCACUAGUUCCCCUAGUGUCGCACGAAACAGCCAGGAGUUGGCAACGCUCAUGCUGCUAGUGGCUUUGUUUCUUUUGACAAAUGAUGUACUUUCUCGGAGUGCGAGCCCGUAGUUUCAGGGAUGGUAGCAUUCCAGUUGUGCAAUAGAAUGCGCCUAGAGAAUUUUACAUAUUGUCUUUAGUGAAUAGGGCUGAAACUGCACACAAGUUUUGGUACAGAGGCUUGCCCCAUAAGAAGACACCUUCCACAAUUUCAUUUUAUAGUUUUACACCACUAGACAUUUUUCUUUUUUUGUCCUCGCAUGAGCAUACAUUACUGCCUUCCCCUUGCACAUAUAGAAAAAGAAAAUGCAGCUUGCUUGUCUGUGUGCAUUCAUGCUCAAAUAUCGUACAGAGGUGGCACAUUGCAGUGGAUACUUUUCAAUAGCAGCAAAAUGUGGUGCAAGCUGUUUUUCACUGUUACAGCAACAGAUAGCACCACCAUUCUGUUCUUGUAAAUUGUACAUUUUUUGUCUGCCAUUGCUGCAGACAUGUACUCCGGAUUUAUUCUUGGCAAAACGGGCAAGGAGCAGAAACAAGCGUGGUAUAAGCUGCAUGCACUGCAAAACAACUUAUGUGCGAAAUUCAAGCAUGAACAAGCCAGUGGUUAAGAAUGAAGAACAUUGUAAUAGCUGGCGCCCCUAUUUAUGCAGCAUUUUGUACAAGGAGUGAUGCAUGUUGCAUUCCAUUGACAUUCCGUCCAUUGUGUACAGGGAGGAAGAAGUAUCACACUCAUAAUGUAUUUUUUUUGCUAUUAUUGUUUUGCAGCUUUAGAGUUUAAUGCACUUUGAGCUGCCAUUUUGGCAAGCAACAGUGCUAACAGUUUCAUACAAAAAUUACCAGUGGCUAAUUAAUGAUCUGGCACUAGUGUGGACAAGAGCAGUGGUUGAACCAACAUGGGAAUGACGGAAACACAUGACCGUUAAAUAGAAGUUGCGGUGAAAUGUCCUUGCAGCCUUCUGCAUUCACCUACUUCAAGCUAAUGCAUCGCGAUUACAAAUAUGUUAUAUAUAGUAAUUUUUUUUCCAACCUCCGAGUGCUUGCACUUGACUCUGGCAGAGGAAAUCAUUAUGUCAAAAAUAACUGACCCGUUAUCACUGUUGACAAAUGUAUUGACACAUGCCAUGAAGCAAUUCCCUUUUAAUUAGUUCAGCGAACUAGUUCUCUACAGUAGAUAUUGAACUUCUGUAAAAUUUUUGAUGUGAUUCAGACAAUGAAACUGAGCAAAAGAAAAAAGAGCCAAGAGUUCACUUUUGCCCAAGCCAACUACAUUAGAGGCAGCCAAAAUGAACGACUGCUCCAGCACAUAGUCAGCAACUCCUGCAGCAUAUGCUGCCCCUAUGAUGCUGCAAUGAGACAUGAGCAUAUUAGCAGCUAAGUCGCAUUCCGUGCCGACCAAUCACCGCCUUCAUGAUAAUCACAUAGACCCUAAAUUUUGAUCACAUUUUAAGCUUGGCUUACUGUACUUCCCGUCACUCCCAUGCUGACUGAAAUACUCUAAUUGCAGCGGCUAUUUGUCCUCUGGUUAUAUCUGCACGAACCUCUAUAGGUGUAGAGUUGUGCUUUGUCUCCACUGCUCAUAUACUACGGGAACAUGAGAGAAGAACUACAAUACAGUUCAUUGCCAUUCCGUCCAUGCAAGGAGGAUGAAAUCUCACUUGGGAAGUGUACAAUUUCUACUCAUUUAAAAAUUCUUCUUCUGGAGCUUUUGACUUUACAAUGCACUUAAACCAUGGGCCUGAUCGUUUGUGGCACGUUUUGUUAUACACAGAACUUAGCACUACCUUACUGCUUAUGCGAAGCAGUCGUGAGCUGAUUGCAGAUCUAAAGAAGUCUUUUGUUAUGUUCCUCGGAACACCUGCAGAGGCUUUGCCAACAGCUGUAAAAUUUAUGUACAUGCACCGCAAACACGAUCACUGAGUAAUUGCCAAAGCAGUGGCAUUUGACAGUUGAAGAGGGCAACAACUCUUCAGAGUGUACUCUACAUGAAUCUCAUAUAUAUGUAGUCUUGACAUUGAGAACCUGCAUUGUGAGGACCUUAAAGCGCAUGUUUGUGCGUAGAUGUGCCAUAAGGUUCCUUUCAGAAGCUCGUUGCACUUCUAUCGUGCAACCACACUGCCAGUAUGAAACAUUCCUCACUUCAUUUGCUGUGGAGUAAAUCAGCACACAAUACUGUAAGUGCUGGCCAGCACUUUGCAUUGCAUUUUCACUCUUGUGUGCUGAAUCGUUCUGCUCAAAAUGAACAUGAACCAAUGAGCUCAUACUUUUAUACUCUUUCAGCACAUUCUUCACUUCACCUGCACUUUUAUGCAAACAGUAGAUUAUUACAUGGCAUCCAGAAAAAAGAAAAUAGAACUCUGGUCAGCUGCAUCAGAAUUGAUCUAAAAUGGUAUUCAUACUGCUACCUUUUCUCCAACAUAACCCUUAGUAGCAGCAAGCAAUAACUCUGCCCUAUAUCUUAUGUCCGCAGCGUGAUGUUGCUCAAAGUGCAAAUUUGAGCAGAGCUUCAAUAAAGGAAAAACAUUUUUCACUCUGAAACA